AUGAAGAACAACCACCACAACCACCACCCACCACCACCACCACCAUCACCACCACCAUCAUCAUCAUCAUCACCACCACAACAACAACCACAGCAACAAAAUACAACAACAACAACACCUCCACCAACAUAUAUUGGAGUUUUAAUUAAUUAUAUUCCUAAUUCUAUUAUUACAAAAUAUAAUCAUUUAUUAUUUAGAUUAAUUAAUAAAGAUCAUGCUUAUUUAUUUAAUGUAACACCAGAAGAUGGUAAAAUUUAUGUUAUUGAAAGAAUUGAUCGUGAAAAAUUAUGUCCAUAUAAUGAAUUAAAUAAUGAUCAUAAUGAUUUUAUUCAAAUAUCAUCCAAUGUACAAAUGAAACAAAAAUCAAUAUUCAAUAUAUCUUAUUUACAUGAUUGUCGUUUAACAUUUAGUGUAAGUUUAAUGAUAAUCAAUAAUAAUAGAAUCGAUAUUAUUGAAGUAAUUCGUGUUUAUAUUACUAUACAUGAUAUUGAUGAUAAUCAUUGUCAAUUUAUACCGAAUUCUAAACAAAUUAUUUCUAUACCUGAAAAUAUAAAACCAUAUACUCAUUUGAAUAUACCAUUAUAUCAACCAAUAGAUAUAGAUGCUCAUCCCGAUCAUACUAUUAGUUUAGAUCAUAUAUUUUUAUAUGAAAAAAAUGUAACUACUCAAAUCAAUUCAUCAAUAGUAUUUCAAUCAAAUAAAUUGAAUUUACCAUUUGAAUUAAUGAUUUAUCCAACUAAUUCAUUAAUUAAACCAUAUUUAUUAUAUCUUUAUAUUAUAAAAUCAUUAGAUUAUGAAACAAUCAAUGAAUAUCAUUUAUUGAUUGAAGCAAAUAGUAAAUAUGGUAGAUCAGAUCAUAAAUGUUAUCUUGAAUUAACUGUUAUCAUAGAAGAUUGUAAUGAUUAUAAACCAUAUUUUACAAUUAAUUAUACAGAAAUUAAUAUUACUGAAAAUUUUAAUAUAGCAUUACCUAUUUAUACAUUUACAGCAAUUGAUUUAGAUUUAGGUAAUAGAUAUAGUAAAAUUAUAUAUGAAUUAGAUUUAUUAAAAGCAUCAGAUUUAAUUAAAACAACAUUUUAUAUUCAUUCUAAUAAUGGUUCUAUCUAUCUUAAACAUAAACUUAAUUAUAAAUUAUGUUCUAUGUAUAGUAUACCAAUUAUUGCAAGAAAUCCAUAUUAUCAUGAAAUGAAUUAUACAAAACAAUCAAUCCAUCAUCACAAUCAUAAUCAUAAUCAUAACCAUAGUACAUUCAAUGAAGAUCAUUCUAUUUCUUUAAAUCCUAUACAUGUUGAUCAAGAAGAUUAUUAUUCAACGGCAAUAUUAAUUGUAAAUGUAAUUGAUAUCAAUGAUCAUUCACCUAUCAUAACAGUUCAAUCUCUUGAUGGGAAUACAACAUUAAGUAUUAUUGAAAAUUCAAUGAAUUUACCAUUAGAUUUUGCUAUACUUUCAGUUACUGAUGAUGAUAAUGGUUUAAAUGGUAAAAUUACAUGUAAUCUUCAUAAAAACUAUACAAAUCUAUUUAAAUUAACAUCCAUUAUUAAUAGUAAUAAUAAUAAUAAUAAUAAUAAUAAUAUAGAAACAUGGACUAAUGUUACUAAUAGUAACAUAUCCAAUGAUAAUAAUAAUAAUAAUAAUAAUAAUAAUGGUGAAUUAUGGUCAUCAUCAGAAAUGAUUUAUAAAUUAUCAGCUAUUGUAUCAUUUGAUCGUGAACAAAUUGAUUCAAUUGAAUUAAUUAUUGAAUGUUAUGAUUAUGGUAAACCAUCUUUAAUAACCAAUAAAAUAAUAUCGAUUGAAAUUAUUGAUCAAAAUGAUCAUAAACCAAUAUUUAAUACAACAGAAUUACAAUUAAUUAUUAUAGAAGAUAGUGAUCCUAAAAGAAAAGAAAAUCAUUAUGAUAUUAUAAAACUGAUAGCAAUAGAUCAAGAUAUAGGUAUAAAUAGUAUUAUAAAAUAUUAUAUUAUGAAUAAUGAUACUAUUCAUAAUUAUUUUUAUAUUAAUGAAUUAACUGGACUUAUACAAUCAAAAGGUAAUUUAGAUCGUGAAUUAUGUGAUUAUUAUGAAUUUACAGUGAUUGCAUAUGAUUGUGGUCAACCAUCUUUAUCAAAUUCAAUUAAUAUAAAAAUUAUUAUACAUGAUUAUAAUGAUGAACAACCGAUAUUUACAAAACAAAUAUAUGAAUAUUAUAUUCAUGAAAAUAAUCAAUUAAAUCAAUAUAUUGGUAGUAUUAUAUGUUCAGAUAAUGAUUUAGAUAAUAAUGGAUUAAUUGAUUUUGAAAUAGAAUCAAUACCUUAUCAACAAUAUAAUCAUAAUUAUAAUCAUAAUGAUUUAUCAUUAUAUAUACCUUUAUUAUCAAAUGUAACUAAUGAAAAUGUAAUGAAUACAACAAUUAAAUUCUAUUUACCAUUUUAUUUACUUAGUUACUAUGAUAUACAAAAACAUAUUUAUUUAGUGAAAAUCUAUGCAAAUAAUAAAAUUGAUCGGGAAAAAUUAAAAGAAACUAUAAAUAUACAAAAAUCAUUUACAUCUUUAUCUCAAUCAUCAUCUUCAUCAUCAUCAUUAUCAUCAUCAUCAUCAUCAUUAUUAUUAUCGAAAUCUUCUCAAAUAAAAAGUAAAAUUUUUAAUGAAAUUAAUAAACCAGAUAUUGUUUUAUAUAAAUUUUGGAUUGUUGCUAAAGAUCAUGGUGAACCACAACAACAUAGUCGUUCAUUAAUACAUAUUAUUAUUGAAGAUGAAAAUGAUAAUGAACCAUAUUUUAUUAUACCAAAACAAAAUCAUACGAUUAUUGAAUUAUCAUAUUUAGAAAUAAUACGAUAUCCAAUUAUUAAAUUCCAUGCAAUUGAUAACGAUUCAGGUAUAAAUGGUACAGUUCGAUAUGAAAUUACUCAAAUCACCCAAGAAAUAAUUCAGAACCAUACUAUCAAUGAACAUGCAAAACUAAUCAAUAAUUCUUAUGUAAUCAAUCAAUCAUUUAAUAAAAAUUAUAAAAUAUUAAAAAAUUCAUUAUUUUCAUUAAAUUCAUUGAAUGGUUUAUUACGUUUAAAUACACAAUUUAAUAAAUAUGAUUUAAAUCAAUUCAUAAAUAUACAUAUUAAAGCAUAUGAUUUAGGUAGACCUAUAUCAAAAUAUACUUAUAUAAUAAUACAUAUUAAAUUAAUGAAUAUAACACCAUCGAAAAUAAAUAAUGAUUUUAAUGAUCAUAUCGAUGAAAAUUAUGAUCUGGAUCAAAUGGAUCAUUUCAAAGAUGAUCCUGUGAUUGAUACAAAAUGGAAUAAUCAUCAUCAUCAUAAUUAUUAUUAUUAUCGUUAUUCAUUAAAUAAUUAUAUUAUAUUAACUACAAUAGUAAUAUCUAUAUUAUUAUCAAUUAUAUUAAUAUGUUCUAUAGUUUGUAUUAUUAAAUAUAAAAAAUUAAAAAAUAAUUCAAUAAUUCAACAUGUAAAACAUACACAUCAACUGAAUGAAAUCAAACAGGAUUAUACAAGUCAUGAAGAUGGAUUGCAAAAUAUAAAAAUAAGUCCGAUUCGAACAAAAUUCAUGCAUGAUGAUCCUAUUCAUCAUAUAGAUUCUUUAUUACCUAAUUUAAUAAAGGAUAUUCCAAAGAAUUCCAUUACAUCAAUCAUAAACGAUACAAUAUUACCAUAUAAUAAUACAUCACUUUCUCAAUAUGUAAAUAAUAAUAAUAAUUAUGAAAUAACAAAUUCUACAUAUUCUUAUAGUUCAACAACAAUGACGACGACAACAACAACAACAACAACAACAACAGCAGUAGCAGCAGCAGCAUCAGAACAAACUACUAUUCUUCCACAACCAUUCAUUGUACAUUUAGAGCCUAUUCCAUCUACAAAUGAUUUAACUAAUCCUUAUUGUAUACAACCAAUUAGUAUAUUCUAUUCUACAAAUACUAAAGAACAAAUAAAUUUAAAUCAAAUGAAUCCUAUGGAUCAUUCUAUAUAUGAUCCAUUAAUAUCUACAAUUGAUUAUUCAUAUCAUAAUGAUCCAUUAUUGCAUGUAAUAAAUAAUAAUAAUAAUAAUAAUAAUAAUAAUGAUUUACAUGAUGUCUAUAAUCAAACUAUUAGAAAAUUAUCUUAUUUUAAUAAUAAUAAUAAUAAUAAUGAGAAUCAUAAUGAAUAUAAUUUAAAUAAAUAUCAUAAUGAUUAUGAAUGGAAUAAUUUAAAUAAAACAAAAUUAUCAGAAUUUCAACAAUUAUGUAUUUAUUCACAACCAUCAAAACGUAAUAGUCUUACAUCACUUGGUCAAGAUAGUGGAAAUGGUGAUAGUCUUGAAACAACAACUAUGUCAUUUAUUCCUAUAACACAAUCGAUUUGGUUAAAUAGUGCAAUAAAUGAUAUUUAUGAUAAACAACCAGUCAAUUUAUCAUUAGUUCAUGUAUAUACUCCAUUAUCUAGUGUUAAAGAAAUCGAAUGUCAUAACAUAAAUAAUUAUAAUAAUUCUAAUAGCUUAACGAUUACCACCACUAUAGAUAUAACAACAACAACAACAACUACUACUACUACUACUACUAAUACACCAAAUACAAGUAAUACUAGUAUCACUAGUACAACUACUACUACUACUACUACACCUGAGUAUACUGUAAAGUAUAUUCAUUGAUCCCUUCCUACAUAGAACAAAAAAAUGUCUGAGAUAGAUACAUAAAUCGAAUGUAUCAACUAAUUUAUAUCACAAGGCUAAUGGAAUUAUCUACUACUUGAUAUCGUACAAUUCAUAGUUUAUACUAUUUGAUUAUUUUGUAUAUAAUAAAUGUUGUUUACUCUUUCUCUAUUGUCAGUAUAUCCAUUAUAAUACAUUAUGUAAUCUAUAAAUAAUUUGGAAUUGAGCUAUUCAUUAAUGAAACAUUAUGCAUUCAUUAUCAUGAUACAUAAAUUGUAUCUAUUGACAAGUGAAAUAUGCAAUAAAAUUGAAAGUUUCAUAUCAUUUUGAUGACGAUGAUGAUGCUUCGGAUGAUGAUGAUGAUGAUGAUGAAAUGCUCUUCAUUAUGCAACUGUUAGGGACGACAGAACUCUCCCCCCCCCAAAAAAAACCUCACAUUUUGUAAUUUUAUCUUAUUGAUUAACUUAUUGAUUCAAUGUUUAAUUAUUCGAAUAGCAGUCGAUUGACGAACUUAUUGAUGAAUGUUUAAAAACUUCCAUGACAAUAUGGAUUAUAUAUAUAUAUAUUAUAUAUUUGUAUAAAUAUGCUUGAUUUGUGUGUCUAAUGGACCUGGUAUCUGUGGAAUACACUUUCUAUAUCUAAACAAGACUUCUUGAUUGAAUUAGCUGAGUCUUGGGGACAACGAAUCCAACAAAACUUCGUUCCGUUCCGAGUAUGAUGAAUCAGUAGUAGCAUUCAAGCUUUAACGUACCUAACAACAGCCUUGUUAAUUAAUUCAUUAUAUUAAUCUAAAUAUAUAUUGAAUUGAAUUUUUGUUAUAAUUGAAUUACUAAAGAUAAAUGUGAAA
Messenger RNA from Schistosoma spindalis, 5455 nucleotides. The record is from the annotation of a GenBank genome assembly. Lineage: Eukaryota; Metazoa; Platyhelminthes; Trematoda; Strigeidida; Schistosomatidae.